GCAAUGAAUCAGAAGAACGUCACUCAGGUCUCCGAAUUCCUCCUCCGUGGUUUCUCAUCCCAGCCAGAACUCCAAAAACUCAUCUUCCCGUUCUUCCUAUGCAUCUAUCUGAUCACUGUCUUUGGGAAUGUGACGAUCAUCUGGCUGAUCCGCUCCGACGCACAACUCCUCCAGACCCCCAUGUACUUCUUCCUCAGCAUCCUUGCCUUUGCGGAUUUGGCUUUUUGCAACGUCACCACUCCCAAGGCACUACAGAACAUGGUGUCUGAGAAAAAGACCAUCUCCUACAACGGCUGUCUGAUGCAACUAUUUUUUGGUCUUUUUAUUGGCAAUACAGAAAACUACAUUUUGGCUUCCAUGGCCUACGACCGCUUCGUGGCCAUCUGCCGCCCACUGUACUAUUCCACCAUGAUGAGCCAUAAGCAUUGCCUCCAACUGGCAGCAGCAUCUUGGACGAUCCCCUUCUUCCACUCUUUGCUUUAUGCAGUUUUGAUGUCCCGUCUUGAGUUCUGCAACCCUGGGGAGAUACCUAAUUUUUUCUGUGAUGUUUACCCUGUUUUGGACGUUUCUUGCUCUGAUUCCUACACCAUAGCUCUAGUACUGAAUACCGAGGGGCUAGUUGAGAUCAUGGGGCCAUUUGCGUUCAUCAUCAUUUCCUACGUAUUCAUCUUCUACACCAUCUUGAGGAUUCCAUCCGCGGUUGCCAAGCAGAAGGCCUUCUCCACGUGCGGGUCCCAUAUUUGUGUAGUGGUCCUGCAGUUUGGUUGUUUAAGCUUUGUCAAUUUCAAGCCACAUUCCAAAAUUCCGGAGUACAGGGACACAGUGGCAACUGUGAUGUUUACCCUGGUAACGCCCAUGUUGAAUCCCUUCAUUUACACCCUCAGGAACAAUGAGAUGAAGGCCGCCAUGAAGAGGGUCACGAGAAAGCAUUUUCAUUAA
Messenger RNA from Eublepharis macularius, 939 nucleotides. RefSeq names its product olfactory receptor 1L1-like. Bases 4 to 939 code for a protein of 311 amino acids. Gene Ontology annotation, biological process: G protein-coupled receptor signaling pathway. Gene Ontology annotation, molecular function: G protein-coupled receptor activity; olfactory receptor activity. Lineage: Eukaryota; Metazoa; Chordata; Lepidosauria; Squamata; Eublepharidae. The record is from RefSeq and is a predicted model, not a curated record. Gene Ontology annotation, cellular component: membrane. The transcript has a single exon.